Molecule: messenger RNA, 1647 nt
Organism: Lolium rigidum
Lineage: Eukaryota; Viridiplantae; Streptophyta; Magnoliopsida; Poales; Poaceae
Product: tRNA (guanosine(18)-2'-O)-methyltransferase-like
Exons: 5
Coding region: 70-1131 (353 amino acids)
Biological process (GO): tRNA guanine ribose methylation
Molecular function (GO): RNA binding
Source: RefSeq, a predicted model, not a curated record
UCGCAUCGCAUCUCGGUUCAGAAAUCAGAGCCCCCAAAACCACCAAAACCUGAAACUGAGCCCGCAGCAAUGGCCUCUAGAACGCUAUCCUUCUCCUCGCUGGCCUCCGCCUUCGCCCCCUACACCCCGCGCUCCAGACCCACGCAUCCUCCCCUCCGCCUCCUCCUCGGCCUCCACCUCAGCUCCGGCCACCUCCUCCGCGCCUCCUCUCUCUCCACCGCCGCCGCCGCCCCUGAUGCGGACGCGGACGCCGACCCCUACGAAGGCGUCGACACCGUCGAGCACCUCCUCGCCCCGAAGCCCACCUCCCCGGGUGGCGGCGGCGGCCGGAUGAGCCGCCUCAUGAAGCUGCAGCGCCGCGCCGACGCCGACGGCCCGGCGCCGGGAAGGGGGAGGUGGUUCCCUUACCUGGACGCCUUCCGGGGAGCGGGGGGCGUGGAGGUGACCAGCCAGGAGGUGGUGGACGUGCUGGAGCCGUACAUCCUCGAGCCGCGGCGGGACCGGAUCCGCCACGCCGUCCGGAGCAGGAGCUACUCCGUCUGCCUCGUCGUCGAGGGCCUCUCCGACUUCGGCAACGUCUCCGCGGCCUUCCGGUCCGCCGACGCCCUCGGCGUCCAGUCCGUGCACGUCAUCUCCUGCGAGGCCAACAAAAGGUAUAGAGACAAUAGGCAUGUGAGCAUGGGUGCUGAGAAAUGGCUCGACAUCGAGCUAUGGAACUCUGCCGCAGAAUGUUUUCAUGCUCUGAAAAAGCGUGGCUAUCGCAUUGCAUCUACUUGUUUGGGAACUGAUUCGGUUUCCGUGUAUGAUAUGGAUUGGUCUCAUCCGACGGCUAUUGUUGUGGGCAAUGAGACUAUGGGUAUUAGCGAGGUCGCUCUGAAGUUGUCAGACUUGCACUGUUGUGUUCCAAUGAAAGGCAUGGUGGAUUCUUUUAAUGUAUCUGUUGCAGCUGGAAUCCUUAUGCACCAUGCUGUUUGUGAUAGAGUUUCCCGCCUUGGUCAGCAUAGUGAUCUCUCGCCCGAAGAAAAUAGAAUAUUGCUUGCAGAAUUUUAUUUGCGACAUAGAGAGAGCACAACUACAGUAAUUCACGAAUAUGCCAAAAGGAAGGCAGAUAAUGUGGUGGCCAAACUUUGAGAUGAUCACAGUGGCUGCUGAAGGAAAAAUAUGUACAAGCUAGUUUAUUAAACAGUGAUUUGUUUUGGAUACUUCACUAUAGGAUCAACUUUAGACUAGCUGGUAAGUUGUUUCAUUUGUCUUUUGAUUUGCUUUUAGUUUGAAACAUAUAGUCAAUAUCACCACUAUUACGAAAUGCUAAAAGGUUGCCACACACAAUUUGCUUUGUAACUGCAACGGUUUGGUUGCUGCAAUGCCCCUCCUGUAUAGUAUUUGGCCACUCCCUCACCGGUCUCAUACUCAUAAAAUGUGAAUCCUUUGAGCGAUUAACUUUUAUUGGCAUCAUUUUCAAAGAUGUCCAUAUAUAUUGGCACCCAUUUAAGGCAGCAUGUGUUCUUUAAAUCUUUAUACUCUUUAUAUCGCCUUUUUAGGUGCUCAUCAUGCUAAUGUGUGUUUGCAGACAGUAAUCCGAGAUGUGAUUUGGCUUGUGACUGCAAAACUAUAAUUUGUUUUGAGGCGUCAUAACUGGAUGCUGCA